Drosophila nasuta is the source of this 927-nucleotide messenger RNA. RefSeq names its product trypsin-like. The record is from RefSeq and is a predicted model, not a curated record. Bases 48 to 860 code for a protein of 270 amino acids. Lineage: Eukaryota; Metazoa; Arthropoda; Insecta; Diptera; Drosophilidae. Gene Ontology annotation, molecular function: serine-type endopeptidase activity. Gene Ontology annotation, biological process: proteolysis. The transcript has a single exon.
UUAAAGAGCAGUCGAUAAAGGGAAAGGUAAACAGUUCCUCGACAACCAUGGCUUUGGACAGUCAAACUAAAUCUAGCAUCUUUGCGAUCCUAUGCUGCCUCUUCCUUGGACUCUCUACUGGGUCAACAACGGACCAGCUUGGACCUGAGGGACGUGUAGUUGGCGGAAAAGCAGCAUCCGUUAAUGCGGCACCCUAUGCGGUGUCCAUGCAAUAUAAGAGCACUCACUACUGCGCCGCAAGCAUCAUCAAUGCCCACUGGUUGGUGACAGCUGCCCAUUGUCUCUCCAAUCGUGCCCAAGUGCUUGGCAGCACUCUCGUGGCUGGAAGCAAUGCUGUGGCUGGAACAGCGUCCACAACACAAAAGCGAAGCAUCACUCACUUUGUGGUGAAUGAUCUAUAUACUGGUGGAACUGUACCAUAUGAUAUUGGAUUGAUUUACACACCAACCGCUUUCACUUGGACAGCUGCCGUUGCUGCUGUUAGUCUGCCCAAGUCUGGUGUGAUUCCCACUGGAACUGCCAACUUGUAUGGCUGGGGAAGUACCUCGACUUCGAGUGCCGCCUCAUAUCCCAAGGAACUGCAAGUGGCUGCUAAUGUACCCAUCAUCAGUCUGACCUCCUGUGAAAAAGCGCUGGGUCAGAAGGGAAGAGAUCUUCAUAGCACAAACUUGUGCACAGGUCCGCUGACCGGUAAAGUGAGUAUUUGUACUUCGGAUUCUGGUGGUCCUCUGGUGCAGGGUAAUGUCUUGAUUGGCAUUGUCUCCUGGGGCAAGCUGCCAUGUGGUCAGCUCAAUUCGCCUUCCGUCUAUGUGCAAGUUUCUUCGUUUAUAACCUGGAUAUCAGCCAACCAGCGUCUGUAAUAAGAGUUAUGCUAAAACAUUGAAGAAAUAAACAUUGAACAUAAGAUUAAUAUUUUGUCACAAUAUA